Symbiodinium necroappetens is the source of this 387-nucleotide messenger RNA. The record is from the annotation of a GenBank genome assembly. NCBI's taxonomy places the organism in Eukaryota, Dinophyceae, Suessiales, Symbiodiniaceae.
GCUCCGCUGGCCACGCUGGCAGAACCUGGGGCUCGCAGCAGGAUGGUAUGGCGGCACGCGCUGAAGAGAAGCAGGGACUAUCCGGAGCUGCCGGAAGAAGGGUCUGAGACGAGUGGCUCCCUCCAGAGUGAUGAGUGCUCCCUGGGCUUCCGAGAUCCGGGCGUUAUCCUGAAUGACAAGGGCUUUCCUUACGAGAAUGAUGCAGGCAUCAUCACGUUCUUUGAUGACAGCUUCAACGUGUCCAGUGGCCUGGAAGGACGGGAUGUUUCUGUGCCCGUGUUCCGAAAGAACGGCUGCCAGGGCAAAGUUAGCUGCAAGUACCACACCGAGGGCUUGUCGGCCGUUGCGGGCUACGACUUCGUGGAGACGCAGGUCCUUGCGGGGUGA